Molecule: messenger RNA, 20435 nt
Organism: Xyrichtys novacula (pearly razorfish)
Lineage: Eukaryota; Metazoa; Chordata; Actinopteri; Labriformes; Labridae
Source: the annotation of a GenBank genome assembly
UGGGCUGCAACGGGGAUCCCAGCAGGACUAGAUUUACUGCUAAUCCAGCAUAAGGAGUGUGCGGGGACAAGCUGCCGGACUGUGGAGCUUUACUUUCUGUUUUCAUUUUCUGACAGAGCUGUUGAUGAGAAGUUUGAGUUCUGGCCUCUCUGACUGAGGAUGUGAGGAUGCCAUCUUUGAGGGCCCGCUGAGAGAACCUGCUCCAGCUGGACGUUCAUGGCCAAAUGUAGAGUGAGGGUGGCCGAGGAGAAGCAGCGCAACGGCACCAUGUCGGCCACGCAGGGGAUGAACCGCAACGGCGUCUACAACUACUUCCUCAACAUGGUGGCCUAUCAGGUGAGAGCUGAGGAGCGGCAGGAGGCAGAUGCUGCAGCUGCUGACUGACAGUCAGAUAAAGGUGGAUUCUGUCUAUUAACCUCUAUGGGACACGCAGUCCUGAAGGGGGGGAAGAUGAUUUAAGAUGCAGCUGAAGUGUGAAGGCAGUUUUCCACUUUAGAUGUUUGAUUACAGGAAAAGUUUUGAUAAAACAAAAACCGAAGUAAAAAUCCUUUAAAAUUUACAACUUAAAUAUUUAAAGAAACAAAUCAACACAUUUUCUGAAGAGAAGAUGGUGUUUUCUGCACAAAUUCAGAUUGCUGACUGUCCUCUAUUUUCAGCUCAGACACAAAAACAACUGACUAAUUUUCCUUUAUAGUAUCUAGACAUUGCACCAACUUAAUAUUUUCCCCUAACUAGUUGAAUUUGUGUUUUAAAGUUUCCAAAGUGACAGUCCUGGAAAUGAAAAACUGCAGCUGUACAAAACUAAAAACUUUGCUACAAAUGGAGAUUAUUUUCAAUCUGGAUGAUAACUGAGGUUGUUUACACUUACGCAGAGUUAAAUAAAGUCUUAAUUUAUGAUAAUUAUUUUAAAAGACUGCAUCGGUGCACCCUGUCCAUUGCCUCUAGCAUUGCACGUGUCCUGUGUGUGUGUUAGUUAGUUUUGUUCUUCCUUGUGUUGCUCUGUCUCUCAGUUGUAAAUCACUCUGGACAAAAUAGUCUGUUAAAUCAUAUAAUAAUAAUGUGAAGUACGGACACUUUAAUCAGUAGGUCAGUCAAAAUCUCAACUUUAGUUAUAAUAGGACAUAUUGUUAAAUAAAUGUAUUAUUUCCCAUACACAGAUUGAGGUUGUAAACCUGAACUGUCACAUAAAUGUAAAACACUUCCCUUAAAAAACACAACACAGCACAGGGCUGCAGGAUUUUGGCCAAGAACAAAAUCCUGAUUUUUUUCUCUGAAAACUCGAUUUUCAAUUUUUUAUCUAGUGACAACUUCACCAAUCUUCGCUUCGAUAAUAAAAAGUUUUUCUAUUGUCUCUUAAAACGAAACCACUGAAAUCGAUGUAUUUGCCAAGAUAGUAAGUGGCGCUGUAAGAGUACAGAGCAUGCGUAAAAAGGUUGUUUUGGCCGAACACAUGCAGGCGCCAUAAAAGAGUUUCGCUGUGUGUCACAUGAUCGUUUCCAGAGAUUCAGAUAGACAUCCACACGGAGAUGAAAUGGUCGUCGUUUAUGGAUUUAUACACCUUCUGACCCGUUUUCAAAAAGUAGCGUUUACAGUCACCCCAACACGACGUUUACUCUUGAAUUCGUUUCCGUGGUGACGGGUUGAUACCGCCUUCAGACAGACUUUACAGCGGGGAGUGGUUUACUCUUCAUCUGAAACUGUGAAGUCGUACCAAUUCAACACGACUGACUUGCUAUCGCCUCCAACAGCAGGUAUUCAUGCUUAGAAAAAUUACAAUGUGAAGACUUAUUUUGUCUUUUAACACUAAUUUCACAAGGAUGAGACAAAAUAAGCAACGAUGUGAGUUCGCUCUUUGUCCAGAGGGGGCGCCAAAGUCAACACAGAACGUUCCUCACAGGAGCUUUAAACAACCAGAUGCAAAUUAAGGCAUAUUUCCAAACACAGCGUAGACAUUUAAUUCUAGAUCAAAACCCUCCAUGCUGUCAAACACCUUUGCGUGGUUACUUUAGGAUAGAUAUAGUGCAUUAAAGCAUUAUGGCAGUAAGGCAAGUCUCUUUAUACAGAACAUUGUGCAGAGUCAUGUCAAAUUACAUCAGGUUGUAUCAGUUUUGUCAUGUUGUCCACCAGUUUGCACGUCUUUGUCCUUCCAGUUACUCUGUAAAGUCUUUAUCUCGGCCCUGAGAGAGAAUACAGCAGUUUUACAAACUUGUAGGAAAUGGUAUACAGCCGGGAUAACGACUCAAAGGACGCUCAGCCAUGGUUACAAACCAAGGCCGAGUUUAAAAGGGGGGGAAAAAACAAGGUCUGAACUUCACGAGCGUGUUUCAUUCUUGUCAGACUUUACAUUGUUCAGAGAUGCACGCCAGCAGAGUUUAAGUAACGCUCCGUGUUGGGAAAGUGAGAAAACAACUUAAUCUCUGAGCUUUCAGACUUUUCGGCUCCGUCUGUGGCUCAGACAGGAAAAACUCUGAAGACCCAAACUUUCCACUGGAGUUCAGAGUAUUUUGAAUCAUUCAGAGAAAAGAUCAGAUCUGUAGUUUUUAGACAACGUUACUCAACCAGAGGAAGGCUGCUAUCAGGGGACUAUUUUCAGCGGUGGAUUAAUCCACAUUUGGUGCUCUAGUGAGUAUUUGGGGCAACAGUACGGUGAGUCAAAAUAAACUCUGUGAAGGUGUUGGAGGUAAUUAAGUAACAGUUCAGACAGUGUCACAGGAGGCUCUGUGGUGGGGGUUAAUCGAAGACGAGGUGCCGAGGGACAGGAGAAGAUCCUGGUCAUGAUACCGGUCUAACAAAGGGAACGGGUUCUGCAAACAUCUCUUUUCUUAUUUUGGGGAACCAUUAGUCUCACAGUUUAUCUUUAAGUGUUAGUGAACAGUAUGGUAGUUUUUUUGGGGGGGUCUGGAAUAAUGUCACCUCUGUUGGGGAUGUUUUGUCUCCAGUAUCCAGACUCUCCAAUUGGUACUUGAGAGUCGAUCUGCUGCUCUUCAAUACAGUUUAAACAGCUGAAAGACUUUCUGAUCUACUUACAGCUAAUAAUCAAUAUUAUUCACAUCUGAGUUUUUACAUUAGCCGAGUUUAAAUCACAUGAAAUUUGACUUUUCCAUUUUCAGUAAAGUCUUAGCGUUUGUAUUUCCUGUUGGUGUAACAGCAGCACCCGAACAAGGUCCUCCUCCCUCUAACGUUUCUGUGUCUGUCUGUUUUCUUCAAUUUUACUGAUGCCUCUUUAACUCACGCAUGCUUUUUUAGUCAUAUUUCAGGAUGUUUUGCUUUUAUCAGAUUGGAGGUUUGGGGUUUAGAAAGUGAGCGAGGAUUUGCAGCAAAGGGUCAAGGCUGGAAAUUAUACACUACUAGGUCAUUUGCGCCCCUGCAGUUAACUGUUAUGGCUCAGAGGGAGAAGUAUUUAAACCUCUAUUUCCGAACCCUGAUCCCCUGUGUUCGCACCUCAGCUAAUGUGACUUUGAGACCCAUGCUUGUGCAGUGAAAACAAACUACAUUUAGAUAAAAUUUAGAUUAAAAAAAUUUUUAAAACAUUUUUUCUGCUUCAAUAUUUCCUCAAAAAAACAACAAAACAGCAGCGUUGUUCUGUAAUUCCCCAGAACGUUCUAACAUUAUAAUUCUUUUCUUUAAACCUAAUAUUUACGACCUCUGGAACUGGAGUCAUGACAGCGAAGUGAGGCAACAUUCAUUCAGUUUAUUUCAACAUCUGUGGCAGCCUGUUUCAAGCCAAAUCAGAGUUAAAACCAAUCCUUAAAAACGUGUAAAACUGUACGAAAAAAAAGGAACUUGACUUUCACUUUUGUGUCUGCUGCAUACGAACAGAGAUACAUUUAGACCACUGCUGCAUCAAGUUUGCUAUCCAGUCAGGAUUAACUCUCAGAUUAUCUUGCUGUAUACCUGGAAAGAUGCAGAUCCUUUAAUCAUGCACAAACAAACAACCUGAGGGGAUUUUAUUCUGGACAAUGAUGCACAAUGUGACCUGAGAUAAAUCCUGAUUUUACAGACAGUUGUUAAAUGUGCACGAGGACAUUAUCACUCUGCAUUAGAAUAAAAUGCUCUGAUUGUUUUUCACGUGCAGGAUCUCACAUUACAUCUCAAAGAUACAGAGUCAUUUACACGCGUCUAAACCUGGCCAACAGUCUCUGAUCCAUCAAACUGUUUUGCCUCUAUACUCAACAUACUAUAUAACCCACUGUAUUAAAUUUGAUACUAUUAAUCUUGUGAUAUCAACCUCAAAGUAGGUUGGAGGACAGACCCGGCAUUAGUGAGAAUUCUUUUAAAACACCUGGUGAAAUAAAACAGCUGAUUCGCUGUCUUCUUCAAACAUGAACUGAUAUGAUUCAAAACAAAAAUCCGACAAUUUUGACCUCAUUUCUUUCAGACUGAGCCACAGAGUUUAUGAACGGACAAUUAAUGAAAUAAUGAAAUAAUGCAGAAUUAUAUCUACAGGUUAAGGAGCAACAGGACUCUGUAGUUGGAGUCACUGCAUGGGCUUAAUGUCACUUGUCUGUAAACUGUCCUGAGGUCUGAUGAAUCAAAAUCUGACACUCUUUUGGCCUAAGGCGAAACGUCUCAAGUAAGUCCAGUUGUCCUUUCAACAGAGAACUGGAAAUCAUAGAUGCUGCGUCCUCAGUUCUAAACAAUAUCUACAGGUUUAGGAGCAACAUCUGCUGCCAUCAAGACAAUGGGCUCUAUUUUCGUGUCCGCCGGCGACAUGGCGGAGGGUGGCGGACCCUGCGCAGUGGUAUUUUCGUCUGGCAGAGCCCAGCGUACAGCCAGUUUGGUAUUUUCAUGGACUGAGGUGCACUGAGGUCCGCCAAGCUGGGCGUGGUGGUGCAGAAUCAGCUGGCAUUGUGAUAUUUUCGUGCUCACCACUGGCUUGUAAAGUGCGCUGAAAGCUCGCAGAUUCAAACCUGGUCAGCUUUCAGCGCAGGUGGAGCGCAGCUGGUCUAGUGGUAUUUUGGUAGACAGGCGGCGUAGUGUAUACAUCACUGAUGGACUGAAACUGGACUGAUACGCUCCUGACUUGUACCCCUUUGAACACAUUUUGAGUAUCAAAGAAGACUCCGAACCGCUUGCAGCUGAAAUCCAAAAUCAGGAAUGAAUGGGACGACAUGUUUAUGUCAGAACCCCAGGAAUCAGGUCAAAAACAAGAUUCGAGAUGACAGACCGGCCAUAAAAGCAUCCAAAAAAGGACCAAAAGCUCAGAGGAACGCACAUUUAAAGAGGAAUAAAGCUCAUAUAAGUGAUUUUUGACCUGAUUUAGUCUAUAGAUAGAGAUGAGGUCGAUUUUUAGACUUUAGCGAGCAUCUCUCAUCUGAUGAACGAUCAUCCGUCCAUUUGAUCAUCCUUUAUCUCUUACAGGGUCAAACCAUUUUUAGCUCGACUGUACGUGAUUGAAGCUCGAUUUUCAUUCAGGCCUCCGUUCAGCGGGAAGUUGUGGGAUUAUGUCCUCAGGGUUAUCCGUCAGAUUAUUGCAUGCACGUGAGGAUUAUUAAUAUUUCUCUGCAAAACGCAUUCACAAAAAUGGAGACAGGAUUCCUCGUAUUGUGAAUCAGUGAGCAAAGCUGAGAACUCCUGUUUGUAAGGCUGUAAUCUGCAGAGUUUCCAGAUUUAUGUGCACUGAUGUGUGUCCUUCAGCUGAGUUCAGGAUGAGCGGUGAUGGGCUUGAUUUUGCAGAAUCAGAACCAGCCAGAUGUGGGUGGGCUCACUGGAUUAAUCUGCUGCUCUGCCAAACUUUAUCUGUGUCAAGUCGUCUGGCGUGCUGACCUCCAAACGUCUUCAGACAGCUGCGGUUUGGGGUCUCGGCUCGCAGACUUUCAGACUGAAACUAAAGACAUAAUCUGGUCUCAGUCAGGUCUAAAUUUCAGGUGUCUGGUUAUGAUUUUAUCUCAAGAUUGAAGUUUUAUCGUCAGUUUUCUUACUUGACUUUAUCCCAAAGUAUUUUCAGAUGUCUCUUUUUCCAUGACUCUUCCACCCUCAUGUCUUUCAUAUUUGCUUUACCUUCCUCCUCAUCUUCCUCCCUCUCCUCCUCUUCAGAUCUGCUGCUGCUGUGGACCAGCUCCCUGCACGCUCUGCUGUGCCUUCUGUCCUCCAGUCAAAUCCUCCACCAGCACGAGGGUCAUGUACACGCUGUUCCACAUCAUGAGCUGCGCCGUCUCCUGCCUCAUGCUGUCCCAAACCGUCUCUGAGCUCGUCAGGGAAAACGUGAGUGUGACGGGAUCUUAUUCUGUGCGAAGGAAUCAACAGAACUAUGGUUUAAUUAGAAAGUUGAAGAGGCAACUGAGCAAAGAAGUGUAUGAAUAAACAUGAGGGUUCAUGAUGCAAAAUAUUUUGUGUUUGUUCAUUUAACCUUUUUUUUACCAGUUUUUUUUAAUUUAGGGCGUCAGAGUCGAGGGGGCUUAGCUCCACACUGACACCACAGGGUAUUGAUAUUAAAGAUCUCUUUUCUGAAGAAGAUCUGCUCAAAACACAAAGCUCCCCCAUCAAAAUUAGCCAAAACAAUCAGUGGAGAUAAAUAGAGUCAUUAAAGAGGCCAGAUAAAAUAUUCACAGGAAGCCUGAAUUAUGGACUUUUUAUCCUUUUAUAAUUGAACAAAAUUCAAGUUGACUAAUUUGCACAGUUUUAAAUUGUUUAAAGCAAAAGGAGCAGAAAACCCACAAAGUUUCUUACCGGUUCUGUUUGGACUUUUGGUGCUAAAAGUUGCGCAACGUCCAACAAACAAAAGUUGUGAUUUCAGUCCUUCAAGAUUUAAAGGGAGGAAUGGUGGCACUCAGAUUUGUCCAGCUUUAAAGAUGAAGAUACAGAGAUGAAUGUACUUUAAAAUAUGAAGUACUGCAGUGAGUAUCAAAGCCACAGACUUUGAGCAGAGGCGUUCAUGAACAACAACACGCCAACACAAUCGAGGAGAGGUCAUAAAAACGUAGAUCCCCAAGAGUGUCUUUGUCAAACCAAGUAAAACCUUCAGCUGCUGUCAAUUUAAAAAGUUCUAAAAACAGAAACUUCCUGUCUGGAGAGAUUAAACUAGGGUGAGUAUGUUCCGAAUCCCCCAAAAGAGGACGCUACUGAGUCACAGAGUCACACGUGGUAGAUUUUAAAGGUUUUUCGGGUCGAGUGUUUUUUACGUGCUUCUAACUCAGUUAGUCCACGCCACACAAACUCAAAACUCCCCCAGACAGGCCGGACAGCCCCCAAAAAAGAGGACAUGUUUCAGUAAAAGCGGACAUACGGUCACCCUAGAUUAAGCUGAUGUGCUGAAACUGCAAUUCCUCAAACGUCCACUUGGGGCUGGUUUCAAAGGCACCAAAAGCCAUAUACACACCCAUCAAACACGGGCCAACUUUCAAACAGAAAUAAACACGUUUACAAUAAGAAAUGAGAAAAAAUGAAUCUGGUCUAAAAAGAUCAUUUCUCUGUUCCUGCACUUUUAUUGUUCAAUUUCUGCUCCAUAAAACUCAAACUACACAAACCAUCAAAGAGACGCACAGAUACAGAAAAGGUGUGUGAGUGUGUGUGUGUUUUUGUGUUUCAGGUGCCUUUCUUUAACGUGGUGUGUGACCAGGCGCACGGCGGCGGCCACUGUGAGAUGCUGGUGGGAUACUCGGCCGUCUACAGGGUCUGUUUCGGCACGUCCUGUUUCUACCUGAUGAUGGCGAUCUUCCUCAUAGAUGUAAAGUCCAGUCAGGACUUCAGGGCGCUCAUACACAACGGGUCAGUUUGUGUACAAAAAUACAUUCCCACUAAGUUUUUAAAGAAUUAAUCUAUAAAGUAGACAAAUAUUGACUUGUUCUGCUCACCAAAAAGGAGAUAAGAUUCUCACGUAACAUCCCUGAACCUUCGAGAAACUUUUCCUCACCUCUCUUUAUAAUCACAAGUCUUUAAAUACUUCCUGAAGAGAGAAAGUGAUGGCGCUCCCCGCUCACCUGAGCCGGCCUCCUGCUCUAUUUAAAGCUCUUUAAUGUCACACUUUCCAUCACAGUCGAUUAGAGCGGUGACGUAGCCCGGAUUAGGAUUUGGACGACUCGUCUUCUCUGCUAUAAUUCUCCUCUCAAGACUCUUAUGGGAGCGUGGCUGAAAGGUCUCAGGGUCUUUGGCAGAGGUUACAGCUCUGACCGCUCUGUGGGGGGGUCAGAGAGUGACCCAGUGCCCCACUGAAAACCUGGACAUCCUCUUUAGGAGCAGACAGUCACAGAGGCAUCCAGGAAUUUUGAUCAAGACUCAGUCUGUGAUCCUUGAACAUCAGAUUAAACUGUUUAUUAACACAUUUACCCUUCUGCUGUCUCUCCUCAUGUCCUCCUUUAGUUUCUGGUUCCUGAAGUUCAUCACCUUGUUGGGGACGUGUACCGCUGCCUUCUUCAUCCCUACGGAGUCCUUCCUGCACGGUGAGAGCAGGACUCAUUUGUGAAGAAACAAAACAGACCCAGUAUAUCUUUGAGCCGGACCCAGAACUACUGUAUCUGUUAGGUGACGGUCUUGGGUCAAGGAGAAGUCCAACUAAUUGACCUCGGUUUUAUACUCAAUAAGACUCAGGGUGCCAAGUGGAUAAAACAAGAGUGGGCCCAAUACCAACCCCUGAGGGACGCCAUAAGAGAUUCCCGUUUCUAUCUGUGAGGUGGUACCUAAACCAUCAGAGACGUGUUCCCUACACAUCAACAAACACUCUCUAAAUUUAUCAAAAGAAGCUGUUAGGUCCAACGGAACCAGAACAGCCGAGUCUCCAGAACCGGGAUCAUUCAAAACCUUUAAAAUUGCCGUUUCCGAUCUGUGAUAUUUGAGAUUCUGUGAGAUUCUUUAGGGAUAAUUCAAGAUCAUAUCAAGCCAGUGAGGAACUUCCUGUCUGUGUUGAUUUUGGCGCCCCCCGGUGGACAGACUACAUAAUUAGUUUUAGGUCCAGAUCAGUGUUCUGUUUCUCAUUGUGACAGAGUGUGAUUUCCAGAUCCUCAGACAUAGUUUCUAAAAAUUAAAACAGCUUUUUGUAACUUCUUAAAAAUUUGAGACACUAAAGAAACUCUGACAUUAAUCAGUAAACAUUUAUUUUGAAAUAUAUGGUCACUAUUUCUAAAAGUUUCUCAUUAUUAUAUUACAGUCUUUCAAUUUUCUAAUUGUGAUACUCUUAUUAUUUUCUCCAAAGGUUUUUCUGAAUGAUCUCUGGAUCUGGACUGAGAGAUGACCAAAGUUUCUUAUUAUCUAUGAUCCUAUUAUAAGUGUGUAAAUAAGAUCUAAUCUGUCCUCGAUUGUUGUGUUUUCUUGUAAUCUGAGAAUAAACCCUCACUGUGAAUUUGGGAUGGUGGUGCACUUCUCUGUGUGUCCUGCUAGAGGGCAGCAGAGAUCUGCUCCUGGUCGACCUCUUCACUUUGACUCUCCUCUCUGAGUUAUUGGCUCGUAAAUCUCUGCGGCGAGGGUUCGUUUUGUUUUGGAACAAUAAAUCUGUUGAUGAUACAAGUCUGAGAUCAGAGCUCGGCUUUGAUUUGCAGUCUGCUCUCUCUCUCUCUCUCUCUAUCUUAUCUGAUCUCCCUCUCUCAUUUCCCUGAAAUAAAUCAAACUCACCUUUUCUCCUCUCUCUCUUUUUCUCUUCUCUCUCAGCUUGGCAUUAUGUCGGUGUGGUGGGAGGAUUUGCCUUCAUCCUCAUCCAGCUCAUCCUCAUCACAGCGUUUGCACACACCUGGAACAAAAACUGGUGAGUCAGAGAGUCAAAACACAAAAUGUUAUAAUUCUGUCAGUUUAUAUUGCGAUAGAGAUUUACAAUAAGAAUGAUGACGGGAUAAGGUAAGAAGAGAGUCUUACCUGAGGCCUGUUUGCUCUGGUUAAAGUCUACUCUCUGAAGUUUUAAAGGAGAUCCUCACAUCACUAUCUUCAUUAAUAGUCAUCUGCCAAUUUCAUGGAAAACAGAAAUUCAUAAUCGACACAGAAAAGUCAGAGCACCUUUGGGAUGAGUCAGGUUUCAUCACCUUCAAGAGUGGUAGAGACAGAGGAGGUUCAGAAAUAAGCAGGUUAGACCUUCUCAAGUGUUCAUUCAUGUGGUCCUAGUCCACACAGAAUCAGGUACUUUUAGAGGUUUUCUGUCCAUCCAACAAGCACAGACUUCCCUCUCCCGGACACUUCAUCCAGCUCUUCCCAGGGGACCAUGAGGUGUUCCCAGGCCAGUUGAGAGACAUAUGCUGUGUCCAAAAUGAAUCACUCAAUCCCUGACCCCUAACCUCCAUAUGGGAUUUUACUAUUUAGUUGACUAUGUAGUGAACUCAAUUACCGGAGGUUUCGGACACUACAUGGCAAGAUGCAGUGUGUGACGGGAUUCCCACCACUGGUGAGUGACCAUCAGAUGGUCACUACAUUUUGCAAUGCUCUAUGGGAAAUUUUUAAUCACCUAUAUAGGGCACUGGAAUUGAUAACAGAGAUUGCGGACACCCCUCAAAAUGGCGCAAACCCCCAUGUAGUCACCUAUAUAGGGGUUAGGGAUCCAUUUUGGACACAGCCAUAGUCUCUCCGGCGUGUCCUUGGUGUUCCCUGUGGUCUCCUACUAGUGGGAGUUGCCCUAAACACCUCACCAGCAGGGCAUCCUGGUUAGAUGCCUAAGCCGCCUCUUCUGACUCCUCUCAACGCGGAGGAGCAGCAGCUCCACUCUGAGCCCCUGUUGACCUUACCCUGACCCUGACCCGAACCCUUUUUCAUCAAACAAUGAGCGUGGAUUAGACCUGCUCUUUUUCAAUGGAAAGUGUAAGGAUGCCUAGCCCAUAUUCACACUUUAACGAAUGAUAAUUUUGACAAGCUUUACUGGUUGCAGAUCUGGGUUACAGCUUCAUCAUGACAGAAGAGUAACCAAGUGAAACAAAGAUUGGUCUGAGAUGGUUCAAGUAUAUUUAGCUGUUCACAAUUCCAAACACUCCGCUUGCAUCUCGUUGACCUAAAGGAGAGUCCGUGUAGGGUUUUAACAAAGCACAACAUAUUUUGGGAGCCUGAGUGAUGUUAAACAUGAAUACAAGGUCCUCGUUGAGGAUGGGUGUCAUCUUGGGAUGACAACCGGUGUGAAUUGGCGCUAUAGAAAUAAAAUUUGAUUGAUUGAUUGAUGACCGUAUCUGUAUCUGUGAUCUUCUUUGGUUAAUACCCACAGCUUGUGACAAUCAGUGAGGGUAGGGAUGUAGAUUGACCAGUAUAUGGAGAGCUUUGCCUUUCAGCUCAGCGUUCACAUAACUGUUGACACUCAGGAACGGUGCUCAUCACAACGUAGAAACUGUCUCAUCAGCCUAUGAAAAGAUCGAGUUACUCUAUUUUACCGACUUUCUAAGAAAUAAUAUAAAAUGACAAAGAAAGACCAAAAACAUUUUUUUCAGAACCCGGCUGGAAACAUGUUUACUUUUGCUCUUAUGAAUGGGUGUGUAUGUGGUUUCCAGUGCUUUGCAGCCAGCCUCUAGUGGACACCGAAGGAACUGCAGUUGUUAGGAGGUUUUGGAUUUAGCUGUUUAUUUUGCACUAAUGACCCACGUCUAAGUAGGAAUAUAUUUGAUUUGGGAUGUUGGGCAUCAAACGCUUUUCUGUUAGAGAAAGUACGAACACAGCCCGGUUUGUCAUGAAAAAGGCUGGUUCAGAUCCUCCACAGACAUUCAGACUGCUGCCAGGUCCACAUCUGGAUAAGACACGGUCUCUAAUGUGAUGAUGGAUUCAUCUUCUGUCCUGUCACACAGACUGACUCGAGCAGCAUCGGUCCAAACAUCUGAUUCACAUUUUAGUUUUGAGUGUUUGAUUUGCAUGUUUGUGGUUAAAUCCUCGGGUAUACUCUGAUUUAACGAUUUUCAUUCCUUUCAUCAGUCGAACUAAAUCUUAUUUUUAUAAUACUGACUUAUAAUAAACAGAUGAGUCAAAGCCUGUCCUUCUGUCCUCCGUUUUGUCCUCUCUCAGGUUGACCGGGGCAGCGGAGAACAAACGUUGGUAUCUGGCGGUGACGUGCGCCACUCUCUUCUUCUACACAAUCGCCUGCAUGGCCUUCACCUUCAUGUACAAGUACUACACACACCCCAUCGCCUGCCAGUUCAACAAGGCCCUGCUGUGGAUCAACCUUGGACUCUGCGGCCUCAUGUCCUUCAUAGCCGUCACUCCGUGCGUGAAGCAGAGUGAGUCGAUGAAACACAUUUACGCGUCUGUCAUUGACUCUCGGCUGUGAAAUAACACUGAGUGCAUCUCGAGUCGUGCACACUUCCCCUGUUGACACCACCGCUGCUGCAGAUAAUAAUAAUAAUCAGAGCAAAGCUGAUAUUAUCUAUUCCACAGGUCUGCUAUGUCCACACAUGUUUGGCUUUUAUUACUGACACGAACAGCUGCUACAAAAUCCUUCUGAAAUGCAAAAUACUGGAAACAUCAACAUGAGAUAAAAAAUGUGAUGAAUCCAGAUAUUAGUGUUUUUCAUCCCUAAUUUAAUUUAAUCUAAUCAGUGUAAACUCUAAAGUGACCCCUGACUCUCUCUCUUUCUUUCUUUCUCUCUUUCUUUGUCUGUCUGUGCAGAACAGCCUCGGUCAGGACUUCUCCAAGCCUCCAUCAUCAGCUGUUACGUCAUGUACCUGACGUUUUCUGCACUGUCCAGCCGCCCGCCAGAGAAAAGUAAGCUAACGACCUUAACACAAAGCAGAAACACAGAGACAGUUCACUGCUGUGAGCUCUGGUCUCUGUGGAGCGUUAACACUGACACACCAGCAUGGAUACAGGUUUCAGGGCUUUAAAGUGCAGUAGAGGUGGAUAGAUGAGGUGCAUGUUUAAUGCAGCAUUCAUUUUAAGAGGUAUUUACUCAACCCCUGAGUUUAGGACGAGUGGCGAGGGUUCGAGCGUCUUCAGGGAGAUAUCAACUACAUGUCAAACGAUUAGUAGAUGGUAGAGAAAGAAAUUUAAACCGCCCUAUGACAUCUGGAUCAGGCUGCCGUCUGACUUCAUCUUGAAUUAAUCAGAUUUAGAGUGAUCCAACGCCUGCAUCUGACAUGUUUGUGCAAAAGUUUGUUGUGUUUGACGCCUGUUGCUGGACUUUUUAGUAUAUCUAUUAGGGCUGCACAAUUGAUUGAUUUUAAAUCGUAAUCGGAUUGAUGAUGUUGAAAAAAUUUAAAUCCUCAAAUCGAUUUUCCUCUCUAUCAUGUCUCGCGCCUCCAGGCCAUGAUAGGCUCCCCCUUCCUGCAGGAGCGCUCGCCAGUUCCCACACACACCCGUGUAAACAAUCAUGGCGUUUGCAAAAGAAGGCGAUAAUUUUGUGACUAAAUAGGACAAGAGCGGGUCAGUCGUGUUGAAUUGGUAUGACUUCACAGUUUCAGGCGAAGAGCAAACCACUCCCCGCUGAAAAGUCUGUCUGAAGGCGGUAUCAACCCGUCCACACGGGAACAAAUUCAGGAGGAAACGCAAAAGUUUUUUGUUGUAUCAUCCACACAGAAACGGCGUUUCAGGUGACUGUAAAUGGUACUUUUUGAAAACAGGUCAGAGAGUGCAUGAAUCUGUAAAUGACGACCAUUUCAUCUCCAUGUGGAUGUCUAUCUGUAUCUCUGGAAACGAUCAUGUGACACACAGCGUAACACUUUUAUAGCGCCUGAGGAUUUUAUUUUUGGCCAAAAUCGUGCAGCCCUAAUAUCCACUAUAUUCAGUGUUGUAAUCUGAAUUUAUUCUUAUUUUUUUCCGUCUAAAUUUCCUCAGCAGUACCUCGUCAUCCUGUCCUGCUUUGACUUAGCACCGACGAGCCCACACACACACUAACAUACACACUCUCGUCUAAUAAAAUCCUCCUCAAUUUACCGUCAAUUUCCUUAUAAUGACUCACCUGCUGGCUCCAGGUAAGACAAAGAGCCUCCACAUGACUGAGACAUUAGUGCAGCAGCUUGUCAGAGGCCCCCUGUCUUAUCCAGGGUUUACAUCUUAAUGGCAUGCAUGCAAACAUAGACGCACACACACACACUCAGUUAGUGAUAAUCUGGGAUGAGAUGUGCUCUGACAUGCUGCCUGCUGGGCUGGUGGCCUAUGGUGAGGGCAGACUGAAGGAUAUUUGUUUCACAUUCCUCAUGAAUCCAUUGACAACAUAAUAACAGAGGAACACAAACCUGGCAGCGUCGUUACAUAUGUUCUCACAGCGGAUGAACAGAUAAAAUGCAGCAUGUUGUUCGGAUCUGCCGGGAAAGACGUAUUCAUCGGAGCCAAGAAGGGUUCAGAUGACACGAGGAGUUUAAGGACAAACAAACAAAACACAGAGCAAAAAUAAUCUGUUUGAAGGGUGCUGUAGGAAAUCUUGGUCGGUGUAUUUUCAUUGUUCGCGUCGAUAUUCGAGCUGGCCAAAUGUUGGUUGUGUUGGCACUGGUAGAUAUUUACAUAAUCUGUAAAGACGGGGAGAUUGAAACAACAACAGAAAAUGAUUUGACAAGCUCUGCUGUCAGACGCUCGGUGCAUGGUGAGACGAUUUCCCCGCCAUCAAGUUGUAGGAAGUUAUUUGUCUUCUGCUGUUUUACAAAGUGGAGGCUUGUUGAUUUUGUGUGUGCACAUUUUUUCACCUGUUUUAGUCACUUUUUGUCUCUUUCUUUUAGGGCUGGGCAAUAUCACGAUAUAUUGAUCAGUUCACCUCGAUAACGAUAAAUAGACGAUAACUACUCCUCAAGCUGCUCACCCCCUCCAGCAUUAACUUUGUCUACUACAUCCAUUCCAACUCUUGAACCGUCCUCCAUCUCCUCACCUGUCUUUCAUAAGGGACAUAAGACCAUAGCCUACCUACACACAUCCAAAACCAACUUUUAUUUAUUUACUUAUUUAACACGGAAUAUACCAAUAUGGGCAAAAUGACGUCAGUUAUUGUCGUAAAUUUCGGUAUCAGUAAAUGUUCGAUUUAUCACCCAGCCCUACUUUCUUGUCGUUUUGCUGUAACCCACUGUCAUGUCGCUGAAGGAUUGAACUGAGGUUUUAAAAGAAGGUAUAACUGAGUAUUAUCUUUAGAGUGAUGCUACGCAAUAUCGUGAGCAAACAAUAGGGGACCCAAUGUGGCGCCUUGAGGUACCCCAAAAGUGAUGGCGGCAGAGAAGUGGCUCCUGGAUCAGAAAGGAAACUGCUGCUGGAGUCUUAUUUCGCCUGUUGUGAUGUUAUUGGAUCUCUUCAUGGUUUUCCAAGAAAAGUCUCGUUAGCAAAAAAAAACAACACCUCGUGACCUCUGUGGCCUCGGGGUCUGGUCUGGACCUGGUAGACUUGUUAUGUAAUAAAUCCACGUACCUUUCAGACCCACAUGAGUCAUCAAACUGCAGGUUUUUGUUUGUCUUUUAACCUCCUCUAGGUUAUUUUAGGUCUAUUCAGUUUGACUACUGUUCUCCUAUAGGUCUGUCUGUACAGUAGGUGUGUGUGUACAGUAACAGGAGGUGUGUGUGUGUGUGUGUGUGUGUGUGUGUGUGUGUGUGAGUGAGUGUGUGUGUGUGAGAGUCCUGGGGCAGCGCAGGACACUGUAGCAACAUGUUGAGAAAAUAUGCACUCAGAGUCUGUUAUAAAAACACCUUUUCACUUCAGACAGACAGUGAACCACACACACACACACACACACACACACACACACACACACACACACACACACACACACACACACACACACACACACACACAGACUGACACACUCUACUGCUCUGAAAUAUUUAAUUUCCACCUACUGUUGCAGAGUUUCCUCUCUCAGCUGCUUUAAUUCACGGGUGCCUCACCUGUCAUGGUAACAUUACCAGGGGGAAUGUGUGUGUGUGUGUGUGUGUGUGUGUGUGUGUGUGUGUGAUCCAUCCUCUUACCUGUCUUCUUAGGUCUUGUUUGCCGAGCCUGUCCCCGGAAGGCUUAAAUUGCUUGAUGACCUCACCAUGACAAACACACACACUCUCUCUAUCACACACACACACACACACACACACACACACACACACACACACACACACACACACACGCCUCUAAAAGGAAGAAUUAGCUCAUAAAGCCACCUCAUGAGUAAGACAUGCUCUAUCUCCCCCAGCGACCUUUGACCCAAGUGUGUGUGUGUGUUCAUUUGUGUGUUAUGUGUGUGUGUGUUAAUGUGUGUGUGUGUGAGGAUGAUAUAAUCUAAGUCCUGUAAUUAGCUGGUGUUUUCACUGACGGCUGAAGGGUCCAUGUAGAGGUUCUGCACAUGCAUGUGUGAGCAUCGUCCUUUGUUGUCCAGAGGGUGAGUUCAUGGGUGAGAGGGUUAGUACAGUGGUCUCCCCCACCCUCCACCCUCACCCCCUCCGGCCCCUCUCUUUGACAGGAAAGGAAAGAAUUUCCCAGGAAAUGAAACGAAGUAGAAAGAAUGAAGAAGGUGACUCAACACUUGACCUCCAUGUGGCACCUUCUCUCGGAGCAGAUGUAGUUUUAACCUGAUGAAAUAAGAUCUGAGGUGUCCGGUCCAAAUCCCUGUCGAACCCACGAUAGUCAGUGUGUUUACAUGCACAGCUUAAUCGGACUAAGAUCAUAAUUCUGUUUUCUUGCCGAAUUGGACGUCUCUCAUGUCCGCAUAUAUGUGCAGCUGAGAAAAUUGAAUUAUGGACGUGAACAUGUCCUCCUCCCCAAAACCAGGGGGUGAUAUAGGUCUUUUCUUUUCCGACCCCGUACAACCGUCAACAACAACAGCAGGUCUGUGCCAGAUGUCAGAAGUGUCUACAACUGCUGCUGGGCAUUUUGGAAGAAGAAGAUGGAGCAUCGUAGCACGUUGUUUUUGUCGUAUAUGAUGGACGCGCUACUUUUUCUGCAAAUGAGACGCACGCUACUCCUCUUCUCUGGUGUUUUUGUUCUGGGGUUAUGGGGGCGUGGUGCACCACCACAUGCAAUGUUCAAUCAUUCUUCGACUACAUGAUUGGAAUUAGAGAAAAUCGAAUUCCAAUUGCAUUAUCUGGGUGUCUUGUCUGGUCUUAAUCGGAGUAAGGCAAUAAUUCGGUUUUCUCGAGUGUCAUAUAAACAUAAAGCGUUCCUCUGUCCCUCUGGUCUCGUUGAGGUUGCACGACUGCGAUCUGACUCUGAACCCGCUGUCUCCCUCUCUGUCUCAGUUGUGUAUCAGGGCAUAAACAUGACCGUCUGUUACCCCAGCGUGGGACAAGAUGGCAUCCAGAACGAAGGCAACGCCGUGGCCAUCAUCGGAGCCUUCAUCAUGUACUGCUGCGUCCUCUUCGCCUGGUGAGUACGCCCUCGUUUUUUUACCGACACGGCGGUGAUUUAGGGAGGACCUGAGCGGGAUCACAUGUGUUUCUAAUCCUCCCCAGUAAUGAAGCUUCCUACCUGGCUGAGGUGUUCGGUCCCUUUUGGAUGAUCAAAGUUUACCGCUACGAGUUCCAGAAAGCCACCUGCUGCUUCUGCUGCCCUGAGGAGGAGGAAGGUGAGUACCGACACAUUUAAAACACGACUUUCUUAACCUUCAUCAGCUGUAUUUAAACUCGAACCUCAUGCAAACAGAGAAACACAAACCAACAAGCAAGCGGAGACGCCUGCUCUCCAUCACACUGAUAUCUGUGGGUCGGUAAACAUCUGUCCUCUGCUCUGGUUUAUCGUUCUCGACUCUGAUGACAGUCGAACCUCCUCCAUCCGUGUAAAGACUUCCCUUCGCUGUGAUGAGACACAUCCUGACUUUAUCAAAACGUCUCUUUCAGCUGAGGAGGAGUUUGUGAUUGACGACGAGAACAAAGGCUGUCAGAAGGUCAUCCACAACGAGACCCAGAGAGUGGCGUACAGCUACUUCUUCUUCCAUUUCGUCUUCUUCUUGGCCUCGCUGUACGUCAUGAUGACCCUCACGAACUGGUUCAGGUGAGUGAAGGACAGACUUGGAUCUUCUUUCAUCGUUUUACCUCCUGAGGUGUGAUGAAGUCAUGAAGUCUGUGCUCUUCUUUCUGCAGUUACGAGUCCGCCGUGUUGGAGACCACCUUCACUCACGGAAGCUGGUCGACCUUCUGGGUGAAGAUGUCGUCGUGUUGGGCCUGCGUGAUCCUCUACCUCUGGCUGCUGCUGGGUCCUCUGUGCAGCUGUCAGUCUGAAUCCAGACCGCGACGGUCGCGCAUCAAACGCCGCUCGGCGUCCUCCCGUCACGUCUCCGUCAGCGUCUGAUGCUCAGAGACAAACGCGGGAGCUUCACUCUAUGCAAGAGGAGAUUUCAAGGGUCAAAGACUCACAGCGCUGUGAAACGGACCAAUCAGACGGCUGAAAGCUCAAUGACCUGCUGGAAAAAAAACUCUAAAAGCGAAUCAGGAAAAGGUUUGAAGGUUUCUGGAAACACUUACAGUAUGAAUUGCCAAAGGGAUCAGAAGGAGGGACUGUCCUCCGUCUGAUGUGGGAAUUACAGUAAGUAGGUGUAAAAACGGGAACUUUUGUGGAUGUUUACCUUUAAAUUUAGUCCUAUUUGAAAUAAAUGUUUAGAUUUUUUAUUAUAAUGGAGGAGGAGGAAUUCUUAAUGUUUGCUUUUAUACGGUUUCAGAGACACACCGUGCAGUUAUGGUGUUUUUACGAUCAAUAAUCAGUGAUUCCUCUGAUCUGUGACAGGAAGCAGAAAUUUUCACCAUGAACAAAUCUUUCUAUCUUUGGUCUCCUGCAACAAAACGGUUAAAUAAAUCCUUGAAGCGAGAAUCAGGAGUGUCCAAAAAGUGUCAGCAUUUUAGAGUCUCGAGUCUCGUAACUGGAGGGUGAAUUUAAAAAGAGAGGGGAAGGUUUCACUUUCAGUCCUGCGCCAAAACAGAUGCUGCCUCUGUGUGGCAACAUUUUUUCCUCACUUUACAGAAAAGAUUGAAAGCAUGGAUGAAAUGCAGAGUGAAUAAAUUCAAACUAAAAGAGAGUGAAGUAACGCAGCAAAGUUUCUUGUUUGGCCGCUGCAACAAGACCUCUCGCCUUUCGGAAACGUUGUGACUUGUAGGCCACUGGUGCCCCUUUUUUAAACAUUAUUUAAUCAGGAGAAAGUCGAAGAGAUUAAAAAUCUCUUUUUCAGCCUAAUUGUGGAUCUUCAGGCUGCUGUUGAUGCUCAUUAUUUAACGUAUUAGACUUGAUUCCAAGUGCUGAUGGUCUUUUACUUUUUGACACUAACUCAUAAAAACGAAAAAACACUGACACUGGAAUAAACAAACCAGGAAGUGUGCACACAGGACCUGAUUUUAAAUGAUCUGUAAACGCAGUUUCUUUUGUACGGUGGCCCCUGUGGGUCAACUGCACUAACAUGUCAUCACUGUGAAAAAAAAUUUAAAUACUUUUUGAUUUUGAGAGAUGAAUAUUUUUGCGGGUUUCUCUGACCUUUUUUUAAUUGUUUGUGCAGUUGACCUUCAGGGCCACCGUACUUUCUGAUUUGACGCUGUUUGAUCUUUGUUUCCUGUUUCGGAGCCAAAGAAAGAUUUGUUCAUGUCUCUGAGUUCAGGAUCUCUGAAAGAAACGAUUCUCUUUAAUAAUUUCUGUCACGCUCAGUGACGGACGGUCAGACGGAGCAACUGAAGGGCAGCUACACACAAAUGUACGAUGUUCUGUAAAGUUCAACAAGAAUAACCCGACGUUUGAAUCGGCGAUAAACCAGAGCUCCACUGAUAUUAGACACUUAAAGGGAUAGUCCAGAGUAAAUUUAAGUUAUGGUCAAACACACCAUCUAACUUCAUCAACAGUACAAUAAGGGUCCCAGGCAUAGUACUAGACACCAAACAUCUUUUUAGCUUUGACUAAUUUCUUUAGCAAAGAGUCUAAACACAACUCACCUACUCUCUUCCAGCAACCGCUUGUUGGUGGGGGAGCCUCGGCGAGUCGAUCACCGAGUUCAGCGGAAAAUCUAUGAUUAUUACUCCAUGGAAAUGCAAUCAGAGUUCUUGUGUAUCUUGUAUGUUCUUCUACAUUGAGGUAACAAACAUAAAUUUUCUGCUGCACUCGGUGAUCGACUGGUCAGGGCUCCCCCACUAACAAGCAGCUGCUGGAGGAGAGUGGGUGAGUUGUGUUUAGUCUCUUUGCUAAAGAAACCAGGCAAAGCUAAAAAGAUGUUUGAUGGCUCGUACUGUGGCAUGAAUCAGACAGAAAUAAUUGAUUCUGAUAUAUCUCUAUGGGUUAUUGAUAACGUUGGUUAGCACGUCUCGUUUUGUUGCUCUCCAGAACAUCGUCCACAUUUUGUCCACACAGGAUUCUUUCUUGUUUACAUUUUUUUUUGUAUUUUUUCCUCAAUUUUAAAAACUUUGAAAAUGAAACCAAGAGUGCUGAAAAAAAAGAAACUCUCCGUCCAAAAAGGGGCGGAAAAGGUUUCUGUUUCCAGCCUUCAGAUGAAGCGGUCGUGUCUGCAGAUGCUGAGGAGGAUUGGAUGUUCACGUUUGUAAUCAGAGGGUCUGUGACGGUAAACGGUAAACGAGCUCUUUCAAAUUAAAUCUCUGUACUUUUGUUUCCUGCAGUCUCAUGUAGUGUUUCCUUUGUUUUAGACGUGAACCGUUUUUGUUUUUUUUGUAAAUACAUGUUUUUUUCCUACAAAC